Molecule: messenger RNA, 2815 nt
Organism: Argiope bruennichi
Lineage: Eukaryota; Metazoa; Arthropoda; Arachnida; Araneae; Araneidae
Gene: Chsy
Product: chondroitin sulfate synthase 1-like
Exons: 4
Coding region: 242-2479 (745 amino acids)
Cellular component (GO): Golgi cisterna membrane
Molecular function (GO): glucuronosyl-N-acetylgalactosaminyl-proteoglycan 4-beta-N-acetylgalactosaminyltransferase activity
Source: RefSeq, a predicted model, not a curated record
UUUUAUUUUGUAUUUAUUUACCUGUUUCGGCGUAUCGAUUUGGUUCAUAAUGUCUUAUAUUUUUCCUUUUAUUUAAGCUACAUGCAUUUGAGAAAUUUCCAAAUUUUGUAUUGUUGCAUUAUCACCACAAAGCUUGAAAAUUAGCAAGUUUUAAGCAUUGGUGAAUUGAUUACUGCAGAAUGAAUGCUUAAACCAUGGAAUAGAAAGGGUGGUGGUGUUAUUAUCUAGUUAAUUAUCCAAUAUGGUCACUGCUUCCCAGCUGUGCCGGUUCAUCUGUGGCACAAUAAUUGGAUUUGUGAUAACCACGCAAUUGAGGUACAUGCUUCUUCAGAAACCAUCAUGCUUACUUUCUCCCAAUAAAAUUAGUUCUACUAAAGAUGCCGCACCAAGUAAAGAAUUCUCAGUUGAUGAUGUCGUUAAUACCUCCAACUUGCCUGAUGACAAAAAGUUAAUAUUUGUUGGUGUAAUGACAGCGCAGAAAUAUCUGGACACCCGAGCCUUGGCUAUUCACAAUACUUGGGGUAAGACAGUACCUGGGAAGUUGAUAUUUUUCUCGAGCUUCAGCUCCAGGACAAAUCAUUCGCUUCCUCUGGUUCCUCUGAAAAGUGUUGACGAUUCUUAUCCUCCUCAGAAAAAGUCCUUCCUAAUGUUGAAAUUUAUGCACGAUCACUUCAUCGAUGAUUUCGAAUGGUUUAUGCGAGCAGAUGAUGAUGUUUACAUCAGAACAGAUCACCUUGAAGCCUUUCUCAGGUCCAUCAAUAGCAGCAAACCUCAGUUCAUCGGACAAGCCGGCGUUGGGAAUAAAGCGGAAUUUGGACAGCUCAGUUUGCAGCCUGAUGAGAAUUUCUGUAUGGGUGGUCCAGGAAUGAUUCUGAGUAGGGAUACUCUUCGUCUGCUUAUACCUCAUAUCCGCUACUGUUUGAAAAAUCUGUAUUCAACCCAUGAAGACGUUGAAGUUGGAAGAUGUGUGCGGAAGUUUGUAGGCAUCCCUUGCACGUGGUCUUAUGAGAUGCAGAGCAUAUUCUAUCACAGCUUUAGUGGAGAAGAAGUGUUCACUGGUCGCUUAAAGACUAAAGAGAUCCACAGAGCUAUAACUCUCCAUCCUGUUAAGCAGCCACCCUACUUAUAUCGAAUGCAUAGCUAUUUCUAUGGUUUGCAGUCUCAGAAUCUGAGAUAUAAUUCUCUCAAUCUCUAUCGCGAAAUUUUAGAUAUGGAGAACCUUUUACAGGACACGAAGCCGUUUAGCAACACAGAGCAAUUGCUCCACUUCAAUACUUCAAUAUUAGGCAUGAAACCUGUUCUAAAUAAAUUUAAUCCGACCAGCAGUGAUGAAACUUUGAUUUGGGAUUUCGUUAGUAAGCAUAUCUAUUCAGCUGGUAGUUUGAAUCCCAAAAAGCGGUUAGAAUCUUAUCAGCAGUUAGCUGUGAAUGAUGUUGUGAUGGAAGUAAUGGAAAUUAUUAAUAAGUACUCCAAACAAAGAGGCAGGGUGAUCGAUUUCAAAGAAAUACUUUACGGGUAUGUUCGAGAGAACCCCUUGUUUGGUGUGGAUUACAUUCUAGACAUGCUGUUAACUUACCGUAAAUACAGAGGAAAGAAAAUGACAGUUCCUGUUCGGAGGCACGCUUAUCUCCAGAAAGCUUUCUCUCAAUUGGAAUUCAGAGAGGAGUAUACUCAGAAUAAUCAACCUUCAUCCGUUGAUGCAUUGCAAACUCAUGUGAAUAUUAUUGUACCUUUGUAUGGACGUUUGGAAAAUUUUAAGCGUUUCAUUAAUAAUAUCGAAAAUGUAUGUCUUCAGGUGGGUGAAAAAAUAGGUCUUGCCGUGAUCUUUUUCGAAUCUGAUGGAGAAGAUUCCACAGAAAGCAAAAUUGUUUUCGAAGAUCUUAAAAGGAAAUAUCCAACUUACGAUAUCCGCUUAAUUGAAGCAAAAGGUCCAUUUUCCAGAGCUUCAGCUUUGGAAAUAGGUGCGAAAGCAUUUUCAUUGGAUUCUCUCUUAUUUUUUCUUGACGUGGACAUAGUUCUUGACUUAGGCGUGAUAGAAAGAAUACGAUUGAAUACAAUUCGGUCAAAGCAAGUCUACUUUCCUGUGGUCUUCAGCGAAUAUGAUCCAGAAUAUGUGGAAAAUGAUUCGGAUUUGCCAUACCUUAGCGAAGAGAGAGGCUAUUGGCGACAGUUUGGUUAUGGUAUCGUAAGUAUAUAUCAUUCAGAUCUGAGGGAUGUAGGUGGUUUGGAUACUUCGAUUCGAGGCUGGGGUAAAGAAGAUGUAGAUCUAUAUUCCAAAGUCGUUCGUAGCAAUUUAACCGUACUUCGAGCGGCGGAUCCGGGAAUCGUCCAUAUUUUUCAUCCUAUCACUUGCAGUCCAGACUUAGAAGAUAUACAAUACGAAAUGUGUUGGGGAAGCAAGCUGUCAAGUUUAGCUUCGCAAAAAACAUUAGCAAAAAUCAUUUUAAGCAAUAAGCAGAAAUACUUAACGAACAGGUGAUGUCGCAAUUAAAUUAUCAUUCUAUUUAUUUUAUUUUUAAGUAUUCGUCUUCAGAAUCUUGCCACAAAAGAUCUCGAAAGUUUGAAGAGUAGUAUUUCGUAGAGAACUGACCUGCAUUUUAAACUGAUAAAGAAUCUCUUAUAAAUUUUUAUGUAUUAUUGUGCAAUGUUAAUAUAGCGCAGGAGCUUAAUAUUAACCCAUUAAUAAGUGUUUGUUACUAUAAAUGUAUUUUUGUAUUUUUAUAUCAUACUUAUAAAUUGUGCCAAAAUGUAAGAUGUGCCAUGAAUCUCUCUUGUAAUGAACGUUAUUAUAUUUAUCAAAAAAAAAUAUUUUUAU